UCUACCAAAAAAAAUUAAAAAAAAAUUCAAACUUUAAAAUGGCAAUUCAAUGAAAGACUGCACAAAAUCCAACCAAACCUCAACAGUGAAAUUAAUACAUUGAGUGGGGGGUGCAGUCACAUAGUCACAUGUCAUUUUCUAAAUUUCUAAAUGAGAGAAUAAUAAAAUAGUAAAUAAAAGAAAAGAAUUUCUCACUUUAUAAUUGCUGUGUGUGUGCAGAGGCAGGGGUUCUUUGGAUAAACCCUUUCCUUUCUUCUGCUCACAUUCUCAUUUUGCAGCAGCUGUGCAAGAGUGGUUUCUUUCCAUUUGGGCACAUCAAACGAGGACACUUGUUUUCCCUUUUCAGAAUUUCAGACCCCCUUUCUCAAGUUGUUUUCUCACUUCCAUCUUUUUUAAUUUGCAGAAGCCCCCCCAACCCUUUUUUUGUCAAUCAUUAAGUAAUAAAAAGAAUGAAUCUUUCAUUCUUCUUUUGCUAAACUAUAUUCAAUGGCCGCCUGCAUGAAACUAAACUCCUGCACACUUCUCCAAACAAGUAUUCUCUGUCUUCUGGCUUUUGAGUUCUUCCUCUUACCAAACUUAACUCACGUGGCUCAAGCUAGGCAUUUCAGCAAACACUUUGACUACACUACGGUGAGGAAUCAAGAAACGGCGGUGAAGAUGAGAGCGGUGAUAGGAUCACGGCCGCCGAGAUGUGAAGGAAGAUGCGAGUCUUGCCGGCGGUGUGAGGCGGUGCAGGUUCCCAUUGUGCCGACGAAGAAGAAAUACCAUAUCGAAAGCAGCCAUUUUUAUGCAAUUGAAUAUUACAGAGGAGAUGAUAUUUCCAACUACAAGCCCAUGUGUUGGAAGUGUAAAUGUGGAGACUUCAUUUUCAACCCUUGGUAAAUUUUUUUUUUUUUUGUCGAUAGGUUUUUUUUAGUAGUUAAAUUCUUAAAUUUAGCUAUAGUCCACUUGUAUGUACAUAGGUAACGUUUUGUCUCUCUAAUUUAUUAGUGAUUAUCGUUUUGCAUUAUGUCAUUCAAAUUGGAUUUCUUGAAAUAAUUUCUUGGAUUCUUGAUUUUUUCUUUUUUUUUUUUUUCUGAAUUUUAAUUGGAUUCUUGAUUCA
Erythranthe guttata (spotted monkey flower) is the source of this 1102-nucleotide messenger RNA. Its product is annotated as EPIDERMAL PATTERNING FACTOR-like protein 2. Gene Ontology annotation, biological process: guard cell differentiation; stomatal complex development. Lineage: Eukaryota; Viridiplantae; Streptophyta; Magnoliopsida; Lamiales; Phrymaceae. The record is from RefSeq and is a predicted model, not a curated record.